This is a messenger RNA of Synchiropus splendidus (mandarinfish), 2376 nucleotides long. RefSeq names its product deltaC (gene dlc). Gene Ontology annotation, molecular function: calcium ion binding. Gene Ontology annotation, biological process: cell communication; establishment or maintenance of epithelial cell apical/basal polarity; multicellular organism development. NCBI's taxonomy places the organism in Eukaryota, Metazoa, Chordata, Actinopteri, Syngnathiformes, Callionymidae. Gene Ontology annotation, cellular component: protein-containing complex; plasma membrane. The transcript has 10 exons. The record is from RefSeq and is a predicted model, not a curated record. Bases 91 to 2013 code for a protein of 640 amino acids.
AGAGGUGCGCGCCAGCGUGUGAACUCUCAGUCCCAGUCCAGAGUCCAGCUGCUUCAGACCUUCGCCCGCGGAACCGACUCUGGCUCGAACAUGACGCGCUCCCUGCUGAGCAGCCUGCUGCUCCUGCUCUCAGCGCCCACGGCCCUCUCCUCCGGAGUGUUCCAGCUGAAGAUCGACUCCUUCUCCAGCAACCGGAGCGUGUGUCGGCCGGAGAGCCAGGACUGUGGCCUUUUUUUCCGAGUUUGCCUGAAACACUCGCAGGACGUGAUUGACCCGAAGCCGCCGUGCACCUACGGACUGGAACUCAGCGACGUCUUCCGGGCGGAUCCUGAGUCGGUCAGCGCCAGCUCGCCCAUCCGGGUGGCCCUGAAGUUCAAGCUGCCGGACUCCCUUUCUCUGAUCAUCGAAGCGUGGCGCGCGGACUCGGCCGGACACGAUGCUACAGAGAACCCGGACAACUUGAUCAGCCGGUCGGCGACCCGCCACUCUCUGCGGGUGGGGGCAGACUGGACCCACAGCAAGGACCUCGGGGAGCUGAGCGAGCUGCGUUACUCUUACCACGUGACAUGUGACGACAACUACCACGGAGAGUCCUGCUCCGCGUACUGCCGACCCCGCAACGACACCUUCGGCCACUACACCUGCGACCAGCAGGGGGCGCGGCGGUGCCUAGAGGGUUGGAAGGGGGACUACUGCACAGAGCCCAUCUGUGCCCCGGGCUGCAGUGAGGACCACGGCUUCUGCCAGCUGCCGGGUCAGUGUGUGUGCCGUCAAGGCUGGAGCGGCGAGCUCUGCGACCGCUGCGCCCGCCACCCGGGCUGUGUCCAUGGCACCUGCCAGCUGCCCUGGCAGUGCAACUGCAAGGAGGGCUGGGGGGGGCUCUACUGCGACCAAGACCUCAACUACUGCACCAACCACAAGCCGUGCCAGAACCAGGCGGCCUGCACCAACAGCGGGCAGGGCAGCUACACCUGCACCUGCACCCCGGGGUUCAGCGGCAAAGACUGCGAGCUCGAGAUCAACGAGUGCGACAGCAGCCCGUGCAGAAACGGCGGCAGCUGCCACGACCUGGUCAACGACUACACCUGCACGUGUCCUCCAGGCUUCUACGGCAAGAACUGCCAGAGCAGCGGCAUGACCUGCGCCGACAAGCCCUGCUUUAACGGAGGCACCUGCCAAGAGAGUCAGUCCGGGGGCUACCGGUGCCACUGCCCGCCUGGCUUCACCGGCUCCAACUGCGAGAAGAAGAUGGACCGCUGUGCCAGCAAUCCCUGCGCCAACGGUGCUCAGUGUCGGGACCUUGGCCACCGGGUCACGUGCCGCUGUCGUCCUGGGUUCACCGGUCUCCACUGCGAAACCAACAUCGACGACUGCCGCGCAAAUCCCUGCCUUAACGCCGGCACGUGCGUGGACGGCAUCAACGACUUCACGUGCACCUGCACGCUGGGCUACUCCGGCAAGGACUGCUCGCUGCGCACCAGCCCCUGUGACCUCUCUCCGUGCGACAAUGGCGGCACGUGUUACGCCCACUUCUCCGGCCCGGUGUGCUCGUGCCCCGAUGGGUUCAUGGGCGCCCGCUGCGAGUACUUGGCCGAGACGACGCCGGCGACGCAGAUCUCCGUGGCGCUAGCUGCCGCGUGCGCGAUUGGGCUGGCGACUCUGGCGCUGCUGCUGUGCGCUGCCGUCUUCAUCGCGCGGCAGCUCCGCCGCGGCCACAGACUCGCAGCCUCGUCGGUCAAGAACGACCUCGAGACGGUCAACAACAACUGCAGCAGCAAGAGUCCGUGGGUCGGCGGGAGCGCGCCGCUGAGCGGCUGGCGGGAGAAAGAAGCCUUCCUCAUCCCUGGCGUCGUCAAGCUGUCCAACCAGACCGGCGCGCUGGGAAAGGGAGAGAAAAAGUGCAAUCUGACGCAGGAGCAGUGGAGCGCCAUCAACUCGUCUCACCUGAACAAGGCGCUUCCCUCCGUCCUGGCGGGACCCGCGGAGUCGCGCGCGUUUGCCUCUGAGGUUUGACUCCAGCGUCUCGCAGCUGCAGAAACCCGUCAAGUCUGUGGCGUCGGGAAGCAUCCAACGAAUUGCACUUCUUUCUUGGCCAAGAUUGGUGUCUUUUCCACCUGUGUCUGGUGCCGCUGUUGCGCUCCAUGGUCGCCAUGACAACACAGAGAGCAACCGCAAGGACCUGAGUUCGGGUGUCACCAGGAGACCCGUCCGAAGUCUUGUUUGUCUUCUGUUAAUUUAAGAUGCAAUAUGUAAAUAGAGAGAAAUAUCUUAUUUAAUGAUGUAAAUAUUUACGUUAGAGGAAAUAAUUCUAUAUUUUUUUUAUCAAUAUUCACGUCUUUAUUCAUGUUACAGAAAUAUAUUUUUGUUAAAAUAAAU